AUGAUUCGAAAUGGAAGGCUAUUUUUCCUACCGAUGCUGAUUGUAUCUAUACAAUCGUGUGCAAUUAUUAAUAUUUUACAUAUUAAAAAUUCGGCUGAUGUUAUUUUUACCGGUCGAGUCCUUUCAAUUCAUCAAUGGGCGUUGAAUCAGCCAUACUCAGCAUUUGUUUGGGUGUUUCAAAUACUCCACGGAGAAUCCUAUUUACUUGAACACUAUCAAUCGACACACAUACAACGGCCACUCUAUAUUGUCGUCGAUAAUUUAGUCGUGUGUGAAGGAAAUUCACAAUUAAAAUAUCACGAUGUCAAGAUAUUUGGUGUCCGCAUUACUCACGCACGAUUUUAUUCAAGUUUUACACCAUUACGAGUUACGCUAGCAAAUAUGAACGUAAUCGAGGUGCCAAUGAGCACAGUUAGCAAUAAAGCGUACACGGUUGCUGUUGAACAGCAUAAUCGAGAUAAAAAUCGAAAAUGUUUACGUAUUAUACUUAUACUUGUUGGUAUAAUUAUUGCGUUGGCUUGUAUUUUUCUUAUUAUUGUCGUCUACAGAACAUUGAAAACAGGCAUUCAGAGAAAGAGUGUAACAACACUUUAUGGCAAUGACAGCGAGUCUAUGCAUAAUCAAUCCUUAUUUGAGUUUCGAUAUGAACGAAAUUGUCAAUAUGGACGCAUUGAAUGUGAAUUUAAUGCGACGUGCACAGAACAAGAUGAAUGCCGAUGUAUAUUCGACUGUAAUGAUGAUGGAGAGUCAGUUCAAGAUGAGAGAACCGGAAUAACGUAUCCUAAUCAAUGUCGAUUAGAUCAAGCCCAAUGCAAUGCUUACUAUCAGCAACCAUUUGCGAGAAAAGCGGACUCAGUAUGCUCAUCGAUAAUAUGUUCCCAUGGGUCUAAGUGUCGAAUAGAUGACAAUGGUUUGCCUCGAUGCUUUUGUCCGGACAAUUGCGAUGAAUACGCUCGUACAAUGCCAUCGCACGGAUAUAUUUGCGGUAGUGACAAUAAAACCUAUGAAUCAUUAUGUGAAUUAAAUAAAAAAGCGUGUCAAAUACAAGAAAAUUUAGUUCUUUCAUAUAUUGGCGAAUGUCAUGAUUGCCAUCAUUCAGAUUGCCCUAAAAAUCCUAACAAAUGUAAUCCUCAUAUACAAUGUUUAUUCGAUUAUCAUCCAUUAUGUGCAAGUAAUCUUCAAGAAUAUUCAAAUGAAUGUGAAAUGAAUAAAUAUGCAUGUCAAUCAAAUAUACAUUUAACAAAAUUGCACGAUGGUUCGUGUGAUUUUCAUGAACAACGUCAACAAUCUGAAGCCUGUAAAGCUCUGAUUUGUUUUCAUGGAAAGACAUGUAUGAUUGAAGAUGGUAUUGGCGUAUGUCGAUGUAUAUUUAAUUGUUCAUCAGAAGAAAAUAAAAUCUGUGGAUCAAAUGGUAUGUCCUAUAGAAAUUUAUGUGAAAUGCAACGUGACCAUUGUGCACGCGAAGAAAACAUCGUACAAGUUGAUAGCUCACAUUGUUUUCAAACUUGUGAUACACUUCGAUGUCCAUACGGUCAAUGUAAACAACGCUAUAAUGAACAAGUCGAAUGUGAAUGUAAACAAUGUUCAACAAUCUAUUCUUAUCAAGAUAUAGUUUGUGGUAAUAAUGGGAUAAGUUAUUCAUCACAAUGCCAUCUUGAAUAUGAUGCUUGCACAAGACAUUUGGAUAUAAGACCAAUUCACAUGGGACAAUGUAAUAAUUGUCAUAAUGUUAAGUGUCCAUUUCAUGGGCGAUGUCAAUCUGAACAAGGAAAUUACACAUGUGUUUGUCCAUCAAGAAAUACUUGUUCACCUGUGCGAUAUGAUGAGUCGUAUUCGAUUUGUGCCAGUAAUCAACAGUUAUUUGCUAGUCAAUGCGAAAUGGAUAUUCGUUCAUGUGAAUUACAAAUUCAUCUGUAUGCUAUUGCACCUCAUUAUUGUAAUAAAGACAACGAUAAACCUGAUUAUACCCGCGAGUGUGGCUACGAUGAACCGCUAUUUGAUAUCGUACAAAGUCGUACUACUGAAUGUGACACUAUUGGACGUUGUCCAAUGAAUAGUUUUUGUAAUGCACAAACAAAUCGAUGUUGCGUCAAAGUAAUCACUGCUGUAUUACCUUAUCGAAUGUGUUCAACCGAUGAGCAUUGUGGUAAAAAUAUGGUUUGUUUAAGUGGUCUUUGUGAAUGUGCUCGACAAGAUUAUAUAGCAGCACGAAAGAAACGAGAAUGCAUUGCUGUUCCUUAUUUAUCCGUUGGUUCGACUUGUUCGGAUUCUUCAUAUGGAUGUUGUAAUGAUAAUAUUACUAUUUCACCUAGUGUGGAUCGACGUGGAUGUCCAGAAUAUUGUAAUUGUCAUUCAACUGGUUCAUUACAAACGUCGUGCGAUCCAAUGACAAAUUCUUGUUAUUGUCGACCAGCUGUUGGUGGACCGAAUUGUUCUCAUUGUGAAAACGAAUAUUGGGGAUUUUCUCGUAUAUUAACACAUAACAAUACUGGAUGUACUCCUUGCGGUUGUCAUCCAUAUGGCUCGACGAGAAAAGAUUGCGUUCAAGACACUGGCGAAUGUAGUUGUCAGUCAUUUGCCACAGGUCGUCAAUGUGAUAAAUGCAUUGAUUCAACUUUGAAAUUAACUGAACGUGGCUGUGUUAAUUUAUAUACAGGUCGUCGUCGUCCACGAACAUGCCGAGAUUUAGUAUGUCUUUUUGAAGGCGUUUGUCAAAUAAUGAAUGAACAUCCUCGUUGCACAUGUCAUCAUGUAACAUGCACAAAUGAUGAGCAACGUCCAAUGGAUAUAUGUGCGUCAGAUGGACGAACUUAUAAAUCAAAAUGUGCUAUUAAACGACAACGAUGUUUAAAACAAUAUGAAAUUGGUUUAAUUUAUCCUGGUGUUUGUGCAGAUGGAUCAUCGACAGAAUAUCCUCAAUUCGAAGAAGACUUUGUAAUACAAGAUGAAGAAAUUGCAUAUGAUUAUCCAUCGCCAGUAAUAACAGCUGAUUCAAAACGAUGUGUUACCAAUUCGGAUUGUGGAGAAAAUAUGGUUUGUUUGUCGGAAUUUUGUGAAUGUGCAAAACAAAAAUAUAAACGUAUACCUGGACCACGAUGUGUGGCGCCUCAUUCGAAUCUUUUGGCAUCGAACUAUACGUUAAAUCCUGUUCGUCGUACAACGAUGGGUGCUUGUAUCCGUCGAACACCAUGUGAAAAUCAUGCUACAUGUAUCGAUCGACCAGAUGGAAAUUAUAAAUGCUUAUGUGCUUUUGGUUGGCAAGGACGUCAUUGUAAUGAAAGAUUUGACGUAACAAUUCCACAUUUUAAUCGUCAAUCCUACUUUGAACUUAAAACUUACUUAUCAACAAAAUCUAGCGAUAAUCAACUAUUACGAAUUGAUCUUAUAUUCGCAUCGGAACAUCAUAAUGGUUUACUACUUUAUUCUGAUGAUAAAUUAACAGAAUUUUAUUUUAUUAUUUCAAUAAGAAAUAAAAUUCUUGAUAUAACUGUUCGGCUUGAUCAUUUUAUUUCAACAAUGCAAUUACCAGAUAAGAUUGAACUUGAUACAUAUUCUCGUUUACAAGUUCAUAUCUUACAUAAUGAAAUACGUGCAAGAUUAAAUGAUGGAAAUAUUUCAUCAAGAUUAUUACCAUUUGGUAGUUCGUUCAAAAGUACAUUAUAUUUAGGAGGCUUACCAGAUUCUUUAAAUUCUCUCUAUCAACAAUUUCAUCUUGAUGAAGGUUUUCAAGGAUGUAUACAUGAAUUAUCAAUAAAUGAACGACGAUUGACAUUCAAUAGUACUGAUCAUCAUAUUAUUCUUACAGCUCAAAAUAUUGAUGAAUGUAUUGCAAAUCCAUGCCGAUCAGGUAUUGCAUCAUGUCGAAGUGGAACUCGUUGUAUACCGAUACGAAACAAUGAUGCAAAUAGCUACAAAUGUAUAUGUGAUGAUCAUAGUUCUUCAUUGAAUACUGAUUGUUUAAUAUCAUCGAUUGAUCGAUGUUCAUUGAAACCAUGUGAUUAUGAUCAACAGUGCAUUAAUGUCUAUCCAAAUAAUUACACGUGCAUUUGUAGAAAUUGUUCCGCAGAUAAUCCAUAUAUAGCCGCCUUUGAUACUAAUAGUUAUAUAAAAAGGCCUCCACUUGAACCAUUAGAACACACGGGGAAAUUUUCAAUUGAAAUAUGGUUUCUCAGUGAAAGUUCAUCAGGUCUAUUGAUAUAUAGUGAUCAUGUAAAUUCUAAAAAAGGAUACUUCACUGUUUAUAUACGAAGACGUAUGGUAACAUGUAAUAUUAUUAUGGGAAGCAAAACUAUUUCACUAAGUUCUCGAUAUCCGAUCGAAUUAAAUAUAUGGCACCGAUGUUCAAUCGAAAUUCAUGGCCAAAAAUUAACUUUAGAAGUUGAUCAAGAAUCUCCCGUAGUGACAUAUGAAUUAUUUUCUACAAAUAUUCUAUGGCCUCGUUCGUUUACAUUUAUUGGAAAUCUACCAAUUCAAUAUCGUUCAUUUGACAUUUUAUCGAAUUCCAUCAUAGUUGAAGGAUUUCGUGGUGCAAUACAAAAAAUUAUUCUUAACAAUCAACUAUUAGAUGAUAUUCGUCAAGAUUCUAUAGAACUGUUUAAUAUAAGUGAAUAUCAUGGUUAUCCAUGUCAUCCAAAUCCUUGUACAUUAAAUAAAAUUUGUCAACAAACAGAAUUAAAUAACUAUACAUGUCAUACACGAUAUAGACUAUCGAAUAUUAAAGAUGUAUCAGUUGAAUUAGAUGGAAAACAAAAUCUUGUUUAUUCCUAUGUACCAGUAAAUUUAAAUAGAAAUUAUUUUAAAUUAUUAUUUCGAACAACAAAUUCUUAUGGUUUAAUUUUUUAUAUGGGUGAUACAACAACGAAUGUCUUUUCUCAAUAUUUAUCAUUAACUGUUAUUAAUGGUUUUCUACAAUUUACAGUUAAAACAGAUCUGAAUUCGGCUGAAGUAUUUUUACGAUCCAAAUCACGUAUUGACGAUGGUCAUUGGCAUCGAAUUGAAAUCGAAAGAUUUCGUCGUCGUAUUACAAUGAAACUCGAUGAUAGUACGCCACGUCGUGCUGCAACAAUGGGUAAAAAUACUGCAUUUCGUCCGAAUCCAACUUAUAUUUACGUUGGUGGAUAUCAUCGUUUAUGUGGUCAUGAUGAGCAACAUUGUCGAGGAUAUCGUGGAUGUUUGAAAAAUUUUCUUAUUGAUAAAUAUUUUAUUGAUUUAUUUAAUGAUGAAAUAAAUCAAUAUUCCUCAUUAAAACAAUGUUAA
This is a messenger RNA of Rotaria socialis, 5256 nucleotides long. NCBI's taxonomy places the organism in Eukaryota, Metazoa, Rotifera, Eurotatoria, Philodinida, Philodinidae. The record is from the annotation of a GenBank genome assembly.